UCCCUUCAUUCAUUGUCAGCUUCCUGGAGCCAUUUUUGAGCUGGCAGGGCUGAGACUCGCGCUAGUUUCUAAUCCAUUGCAUCUGCCUAAAUGUGCUCUCAAUAUACUUUUAAACAUACAAAUAUCGGCAAAUAAGAUCAUAAUCUAUUCUUUCAUAUCAAUAUUUUUGAAUUUGUCGCGGUGGAUUAUCUGAAAAGGGGCUUUAAACUAAAGGGACAAAGGGUACCCGAGCCCACAAAGAUGAGAAGAGGGAUCUCAUCAGCCCCGGAUAAAGUAAUAAUAGCAGGGGUUGGAGGCUCUUUAGAUAAAAAUGCGGUAUUGACAGCAUUGUCCGACCGGUUAACCCCUCAUUUUACAACUGCCACUUAUAUCCAAAUUAUAACUCCACCGCCUUGCAUUACACAGACUUCAAAUGUCUGUUUGUCCGAACCUCCAGCUGGCAGUAUAUAUACCACUCCAAACGGAGCAACAAACGGAACCGGACAACGACCUACAUUAGGACGUCCACCGGCCAAGCGGAGGUUGGCGUUGGAUGAGUCGGACCACCAGUACCCCAUCGAAGGAGCCAGGACCCCCAGGGGAAAGGCUGGAGGAGCCUCCGGGCCUGGGCUCAAGAGCCCCAAAACUCCGAGGUCACCGGUAGAGAAGACGCGCUACGACACGUCGUUGGGCCUGCUGACGAAGAAGUUUGUUGAGCUGCUGGGCCAGUCGUCUGACGGCGUCAUCGACCUCAAUCAGGCCGCGGAGGUUCUCAAGGUGCAGAAGAGGCGCCUCUAUGACAUCACCAACGUACUGGAGGGGGUGCAUCUGAUCAAGAAGAAGUCUAAGAAUAACAUCCAGUGGAUGGGCUGUAACCUGUCUGAGGAUGGGUCUACGUUGACCAGCAGCCAGAGUCUGAGCAGUGAGCUGUGUGACCUGGGUCAGGAGGAGAGGAGACUGGACGAGCUGAUCCAGAGCUGUACCCUGGACGUCCAACAGAUGACAGAGGCCUCGCACAGCCACAAGUUUGCGUAUGUGACAUACCAAGACAUCCGUCAGCUACGUCACCUGAAGGACCAGACGGUCAUCGUGGUGAAAGCUCCGUCUGAGACCAAGUUGGAGGUGCCAGACCCACAGGAGGGCCUGUCGGUCCUCCUCACCAGCACCAAGGGGCCUAUUGAGGUGUUCCUCUGUCCGGAGGAGAACAUUGGUAGUCCUGUAAAGAAUGGCGGCCCGGAUGUCCAAGGAAACUCCUCACCUUUCCUCAAAGUGUCAGCAGAGAGCUCGACAGGCGGCAGCAGUAACGUCUACGUCCCUCCAGAUCCCUCUGCGGUGAUGGUGACCAACCUGUCCCCCAUCACCUCCCCUUUCACCAGCCUCCUGCUGCAAACGGAGGACCAGAUCCCCUCCUCCCUGUCUGGGCUCCUGGAGGGCCACGGGGCCGGGCCCUUCGUCAACCUGUCCCCCCCUCUCCUCAACGAGGACUACAUGCUGAGCUUAGAGGACGACGAGGGGAUCAGCGAUCUGUUCGACACCUGUGACUUUGACAAACUUCCUCUAGAAGAACUCAUGUGUCCCUCGAUGUAAGAGGGAGGGGUGUCCCCCCCCCAUUACUGAAUAGAGGGAGGGGUGGAAGACGGGAUGUGUCCCCCCCCAUUACUGAGUAGAGGGAGACAUAGGGGACACUUGUCUCUUCUGUGUUCACGUGUACCAGGAGAGACUGGGAAAUGUCUGCUGUGUUCAUGUGUAACUGUCAUGGAGGAGCAGAGAGGGAUCCGUCUAGAGAGAGACUGCACCAUGGGGGGGAGCUCCUUGGCACCCCUUUCCCUCUGUUUAAAGAGGAUUAGGUACACAGGGCAUGCUGGGUAAAAGAUCUCUCUCUCUGUGCCUGCCUGUUUGUCGAGGCAGUACACUGGGCCAGGUGGGUGAAAGACCCCCCACUGUAGACUGGGCCAGGUGGGUGAGAGACCCCCCACUGUAGACUGCCUUAAAACUGGGUCGUGUUCAGUAGGAACAUAAAAACGUAUAAAAACUCAUUGAAACUGAAACAGGGGAUGUUUUCAAUUUCAGUUGCGGAAAGGUUUUGCCUUUAGGCUUGUGGCCUAAUGAAAACGACCCUGACCAACUCUUCUCUCACUUCUCAGACCUUCUUGAUCACUGAGAGCUGCCUUUUAUCCAAACUGGCGCUGGUGGAAACCACUCCGUAACGGUCUGUGUGUUUUUAGACAGUUGCUCGUGUGUUCCUUCUGGAUGUUUCUCUGCCGUGUCAGGUGACCAGUUUGACCCUAUGGCUGAUCUACGUUUGUGCUGAUGAGUUCUAUGCUUUUGUCUUCGAAUGUAGAAUAUGGCAGUGACAGUGUGAUAGUGAUUUUGGCACAAAAACCAUUGCGUUUGUCUUUGAAACUUUUAGGAACCAGGGCCUCUACUCUAAUACUUUAGAGCAACACUCAUUGUGGAGAUACUGUAUCAUAAAGUACAAGUUGACCCCUUAGUUUAGAUUGGGGACUUGUCGAGAUAUUAUCUCCUACUUAUAACUGACAUUCAUAUUAACGGUCUAAUGACUGACGAGGGAUAUUUAGCUUUUUUUGUUGUUGCUGUGGGCAAAUAAUGGGUUUACAAGCGUCACCCAAAUGAUAUUCAAGAAGUCGUGGUUUAAUCAGAAAGUUGGUCUGUCCCGGUCUGUGUCGAUUUGAAUGGAGAUUUCCAAGAACAACCACAGUUAAAAAGCAACCGUAAUGUUAUUGCUCUGAUGGAAUUCCUCAAAUGAUCUUGGAAAGAGAGUCUUUGGCUCUGUGCUGAUGAGGCUUGGGCGCUAUACCUUCUACUGGGGAUUUAGAAAUAUCGAUAUCAUGAUUUUCAAUAGUUUUCUUUUGGGGGGUUGUGUGCUGUAUAUCUAAAGGAUAAGUAUAAGGGAAUCUAAGAUGUGUGAAAUGAUAUCCAGCUCAGGGCUCCAGCGUUUGGUUUGCUAACGUGCUAGCUAAGUAGCGAGAUGUUAAGAACAAGCGUCUUGUUUACAGCAGAGAUAUUCAACCCCCUCUUGGAUUUAAGAUCCCUGUUGCCUAAAGUUGUUUUGUGCCUCAAAACAUAGCGCCCCUUUGGGUGUACAAUCAGUAAUACCGUAUACCCUUUACAGAUGUACCCUUUAGUCAGCGAGCAAUGCUGUUGUAGAUGGACCUUACGCUUGCUUACGGUGCUCAUCUGAAUAUUUUAACACAGCCAUCACCCCCCCCAUUUUAAAAUCACAAGCUCAUGAAUGGAAACAACAUUUUCUUUUUCCAAAAACAAGCGGGUGUGGGACUUCUCCCUCUACUUAAAGGGAAAUGUGUUUUUGACGGACAUCAGCAUUUCUUUUUGUGUGGAGAAUAAAAGGAAUUAACUUUUCACCAAGCAGAACAAGUGUGGCUACUUGGUUGGUUUGAAUGAACUUUUCACCAAGCAGAACAAGUGUGGCUACUUGGUUGGUUUGAAUGCUGAAAGAACUCUUAAAUGUGUUCAGUUGUAUGUUCAUUCAGCUAAUUGGGGGGGGGGGGCUAGAUAUUGUCAUAUCAUUUUUGUUGAUGUCACAGUGAAGUAGAGACAGGAUAGUCUUAAGUUAGCCCUAGAUGAUAAUUGAAUGAUAUGCUUGUUGCCUUGCUGACUGGAUGUUGGUAUAAGCUGGGGGUUGGUGCCCUGAAGUCUAGAAACCAUCUUCUUUAAAUGAAGGUAUGAUUCUGAUCACUCACUAGGUACUGUAGACUACCUCUGGCUCUAGAUGUUGUUUUAUUACUAUAGUAAUGCUUGUUUAUUUUGGGGUGUUUUAUGUUAGUCAGAUCUGAUUUCUAGAGCUGUAGUCAUGGUGACAGGCUGUUUGGCUUACCUCUUACCUGUAUCUGAGUUCAGAGGUCUAGGGUGGUUUGGUGGUGACUUGAUGGUCAGGCACGUGGAUGUGUUGUGUUGAUAGAAUGAUGCAUAUAUGAAUUAAUAUUCUGAUAUAAUGGCUUGGUUUCCAUUCGUGUGUUUGUGUUUUAGCCAGUUAAUUUGUGUGUGUGUUGUGUGUAAAUGUUUUUUGCGUAGUGAUGGUAAUGAAACAGAACUCUUCAAAUGAUGAGUUCAUGUAACCAGGGUUGGGAUUCACUUCCAUUGGUGUUUCUCAUUGAGGAGAAUGGAAGAAUUUACUGAACUGAAUAUUAAGGUAGUAUGGUUGCCAUCGUUGAAUUAUCCCAUUUUUCCAUACCUUUUUGGGAUUACAAUAUUGCCUGUGUUCUCUAAUAUUCUUUUGUUUGUUAUAAAGGUACUGGAAAAUGUAGAAAAAAAUCCCCCCCGCAAGUGCACAGAACAUUUUGUCAAUAUUUUCCUCUCUUGAUCUUUAAUUUCAUAUUUAUAUCAAUGUGAUUAUGUAUUUAUAAAAACUCAACUUGAAUUUUUUUUCUUUCUUAUACUAAUUAGAUUUUCAUUCUAUAUAACAAUUUAUAUAAAAAGGAAUUCCCUACAAUUUUAUAGCCUGGUUGAACCAGAUUGAAAGCUGCGUUGCAUUCAUCACGGUUAACCAGGCUAACUAUUUUUAUCUCGUGUUGACCUGGACUCUGGUCACAAAUUCCUCUCCGAUGUUCAACCAUUUGAAGUGAUUAGGGAAGCCUGUCUUUCCCCAAUGUGUCUGAAUGAUGCUUAUACUAAUACAAAUAGGAUAUGUCCCAAAUGGCACCAUAUUUCUUAUGUAAGUGGCACUUUUAGACCAGAGCCCUAUGGGCCCUAGUACACUAGAUAGGGAAUAGCAUGUCAUUUGAGACGUAACCAUGGAGAUUACACACUGCUUAUUCAAAGUUUUUUUCCCAUUUUUUUUUUAUUUUAUAUGAAUGCAUGAAAGAGUAUGUUAUGUGAAUAUUUUUGAAAAUACAGAUUUAAUUUUCAGUUUUAUUGUAACAUGGCUUUUUAAAACAUGUAUGUUUGAUUUGAAAGCUUUGAUAUAAAUUGUGUAUAUAUAUAAAUAAAUAUAUAUAUAAUGUAUCUGAACAGGACCAUCUGUUGGGUUGGUGCCAUUGAGGAUGUUUUAUAUUCUGGAUGUUUGAAAUUCACCAAAACUUGAAUAAAAGCAAUAUAAAUAUGGCAA
Molecule: messenger RNA, 5065 nt
Organism: Oncorhynchus tshawytscha (Chinook salmon)
Lineage: Eukaryota; Metazoa; Chordata; Actinopteri; Salmoniformes; Salmonidae
Product: transcription factor E2F3-like
Exons: 7
Coding region: 241-1566 (441 amino acids)
Biological process (GO): regulation of transcription by RNA polymerase II
Cellular component (GO): RNA polymerase II transcription regulator complex
Molecular function (GO): RNA polymerase II cis-regulatory region sequence-specific DNA binding; DNA-binding transcription factor activity, RNA polymerase II-specific; protein dimerization activity
Source: RefSeq, a predicted model, not a curated record